CCUGGGCGCGGGGCCCGGCCUGUGGCGGCGGCGGCGGAGGCAGCGGCGGCGCGAGCUCGGGCUCGGGCUCGGGCUCGGGGCCGGCUCUCUCUCCCCGUCGGGCGGCGCGGCGCGGCCCGGGAUUCAUGGUGAGGAGGCGGCGGCGGCGGCGGCGGCGGGGGCCGGGGCCGGGGCCGGGGCCAGGGCGGAGCGGCAGCGGCGGCGGACACGGACGCGGGCACGGGCGCGGAGUCGGGAGCUGGAGGCCAGGCGGCGGCUGAGCGGGCGGCCGGAGCGGGCGGCGGCCCAGCGCGCCCCUGCCAAGGCCCCCCAUCCCCGGGCCGCCGCGGCCGGGGCCGGGGCCCAUGGACGCCCCGUCCAUUAUCACCCAGGUGACCAACCCCAAGGAGGAGGAGAGCAGCCAUUCCCCCAGUGGCAGGCGGGACAAAGGGGCUCAGAGCAGCAGCGGCAUCAACCUAAAGAAGCAGAGAAGCCGAAGCAUCUUCAGCUCCUUGUUCUGCUGUUUCCGCAGCUACGAUGUGGACACCACCUCUGUCCACAGCACGAGCAGCACCUACGUGCUGCCCCCCGUGGUGGAGGAGAAUGGGGGGCUUCAAAAGGUCAGUCCUCCCUGGGGCUCCCAAUGACUUCUCAGUGGUCCU
Monodelphis domestica (gray short-tailed opossum) is the source of this 641-nucleotide messenger RNA. It is a transcript of the gene CTDSPL, whose product is annotated as CTD small phosphatase like. NCBI's taxonomy places the organism in Eukaryota, Metazoa, Chordata, Mammalia, Didelphimorphia, Didelphidae. The record is from RefSeq and is a predicted model, not a curated record.